This is a messenger RNA of Sceloporus undulatus (fence lizard), 1198 nucleotides long. RefSeq names its product nucleolar protein interacting with the FHA domain of MKI67 (gene NIFK). Lineage: Eukaryota; Metazoa; Chordata; Lepidosauria; Squamata; Phrynosomatidae. The coding region runs from base 43 to 891 and encodes 282 amino acids. Gene Ontology annotation, cellular component: nucleolus. Gene Ontology annotation, molecular function: RNA binding. The transcript has 6 exons. The record is from RefSeq and is a predicted model, not a curated record. Gene Ontology annotation, biological process: maturation of LSU-rRNA from tricistronic rRNA transcript (SSU-rRNA, 5.8S rRNA, LSU-rRNA).
UGUGGGGCGGAAGUGAUCCCUUUUCGUUCCAACAACAGCGCAAUGGCGGCGGUGGAGGAGGAGGCUUCAGGCCGCGCAGUGAAGCGCCCAGCAGCGCUCUCGACGGCUCCUCUCCUUUCUCUGGACCCGGAGCGGCAGCGGGAGUUCCAGGCUCAGGUGCAGCGCGCGCGGAAGGCCAAGGAUGAUAAGCAGACUCCUGGUGUCAUUUAUUUGGGUCACAUCCCAAGAGGUCUUUAUGAACCACAGCUCAGAGAAUACUUCAGUCAGUUUGGGACUGUCACAAGGCUUCGCCUUUCAAGGAGUAAAAAGACUGGAGGCAGCAAAGGUUAUGCAUUUGUGGAAUUUGAAUAUGAUGAAGUUGCUAAGAUUGUUGCCAACACCAUGAACAACUAUCUCUUUGGAGAACGAAUUUUGAAAUGUCACUUUAUGCCGCCUGAAAAAGUGCAUGCAGAACUUUUCAAAGGCAGUGAGAAAAAAUUCACUAAGACAAUCCAUCCAGCAGUGAAGCGCUAUAAUCGGAAGAGAACAGCUGAACAGAAAGCAAAAAUGACACGGCGGUUGUUAAAGAAGGAAAGGCAAUUGCGGAAAAGACUGGCAGAGAGGGGAAUAGAUUAUGAUUUUCCUGGUUUUGCUGCUGAGAUUUCUCUGACAAAGAGAAAGAAGGUUUCUAAAUUAGAUUCCAGCUUGAACACGUCAGUGAACCGUGAGGAUCCUACACCGGUGUGUACACCAACAUUUCUUGAACGCCGAAAAUCUCAACCAGAAGACAGUGAAGACAAAGAAAUAACUUUAAAACUGCCACCUGCAAGUAUAAAGGCUGAUGCACAAAAAAUGAAAGCAAGAAAAUUACAGAAAAAAGCAACUGGGGAAAAAAGGAAAUGUAAAACAUAAUUAUAUCUUAACCAAAGGACACUUUGAAUACAUGUGGAAUUUCCCAAGGUCCCAGUUUGAUAAAGAAUCCUUUUCUAUAGCAGAAAUAACUUUUUAUGUUGCUAGUUUGGAACAAUUUAUGCCCACAGAAAAAAAGUAUAUUUUCCCUGCCUCCUUCUUUUUAUGGCAAAGGGUACAAUCGGUAUAAAACCAGGUUGCCAUAGAUGUAUACAGAAACAUGUUCCAUAAUGUGCAAAACCAGGAUAUUGGUGAAAUCUUGGCCUUCUCUUUAACUCAGAUGAAAAAUAAAUUUGAAAUCAAGUCAUGA